Messenger RNA from Drechmeria coniospora, 1668 nucleotides. RefSeq names its product Homeodomain-like protein. Lineage: Eukaryota; Fungi; Ascomycota; Sordariomycetes; Hypocreales; Ophiocordycipitaceae. Gene Ontology annotation, cellular component: RNA polymerase I upstream activating factor complex. Gene Ontology annotation, molecular function: rDNA binding; RNA polymerase I general transcription initiation factor activity. The record is from RefSeq and is a predicted model, not a curated record. Gene Ontology annotation, biological process: transcription initiation at RNA polymerase I promoter; nucleolar large rRNA transcription by RNA polymerase I. Bases 1 to 1668 code for a protein of 555 amino acids. The transcript has a single exon.
AUGGACCCUGAAAGUGAUUACUGCCUCGACGAGGAUGACUCUGAACGCUCCGAUGGAGUUGCACAGCCGGAUGAAACAGUGCUCUCGCCAAGGGAAUCGAGCAAAGGAAAAUUCAGCUCCCUCGAAAAACCAGGCAGCGAUAGGACGGUCGUCGAAACAGAUGACGACAAAGAUGACGACAGCGAGAGAGUGACGGUCAAACGGCCUGCGAAUGGCGCACCAGCCCAUCGUCCUUUUAAGCGUCAACGGGGGAUUGUCAACACCGACUACCUCGACAUGCUCAACAUGGACAUUGACGACGCGGCGCAAAGAGUAUGCCUCGACGACGAAGUCAACCUUCCGUCUGCGCAGAUUGGACUCACCAGAUGGUCGUCAUUGGAAAAGCAGCAGUUGUUCGAGGCCAUAUCGCGGUUGGGGCGGCACGAUGUAUCGGGCAUCGCAAACCGCGUCAGGAGCAAGAGCUUGAUCGAGAUCCAGCAGUACAUCGGCUUCCUCCACGAAGCAUGCAACGUCAAGAGAAAGGCCGACCGGCGAUCGAUCCUCGUGAGAGCAGAGUUCCCGGCGGCGGUCGAGAUGAGCCAGGCUUGUUGCCAUGCGCAGGACGAGAUUGCGGAUGCCAUAUCUCUCCGCCAAGAGCAGCGUGAGACGCUGCGUGAAGAGACCAUAUGGGGCCCAAACUGGGAUGUGACUCUCGCCGUCGCCGCAAAACUCAGUGCCGCCGAGGCCGAUCAGCCACCGCCCUUUAGCCAGCUUUUUACCCUCCGUCGGUGGCUCAUGCUCUCGGAACGAAUAUUCAUGAACUCGUCGAUUCCGAGCAGCAACUGGAACUACGUCGACGACGUGCGACCUUCGGUCCGGGCCACGGCGUUUGAAGACUUUCACUCGCUCACUGUAUCCAUCACGAGGCGGCUCGUCCAGGCCACCCUCUUCAUCAGCAUGUCGAGGAUCCGGGCCAAGAGGGAACUUGUGGUCAGUACUCGAAGCGUCGUCACCCGCAAGGAUGUCGAAGCCGCCAUCGCCUCCCUAGGCAUGUCGGUAGAUUCGCGCGACUGGUGGCGGAAAAGUGCUAGAAGGCUGCGGUUGGCCGUCUGCGAGGAACCACUCGAUCGAGAUGCGGAUGCGGAUGACGAGCCGAUGACAUAUGACGAAGUUGAGGCGGCCCUGCGUGAGGGUGAGGCGCGAGGCGUCGAUGCUGACCCACCGGCAUCCACGGCCAUCCCCGACGGCGGAGCCGAUUCGGUUCAAGAUUCCGACAGUGACUCGGACGGAGGCUCAAACGGCGAUUCAACGGCGGAGGAUGAUGAGCCGGGCAAGGAGGAAGAGUUCGACAUCGACUGCGAAGCCCGCGAGAUACUUCACUACGCGGCGGCGGAUCUCCGAGACGUGGCGAGCACGAGACAGGCGCUCCGGCGACGGAUCGCGACGGAACGUCAGCAGGAGGAGCAGGCCGACCAAUGCGACAGAUACGCAAGCUACCAGGCAGAGACGAAAAUGUGGAAAGUGUUGCAGAGGAAUCCUCCGGCGGAGCGGGCCACGGUGUACCAUGCUCGUCCGCUGAAGCGGUCUAUUUUGCAUGUGGAGAGCAUAUACCCCGUGAGGAACGAAUGGACUAGUCAGGUAGACUAUUGCGGCGAGUGGGAGACGAUGGAUGAGAAUGGCAGGGCGUAG